GUGCAAUAUAUUAGUUUACCUUCAGUCUAAGCUGUCAAAAUGCUGCAACUGAAUCACCAAGUGCUCCUCCCCCUGCUCCUGAUCCUCCUGUUAACAGGCUGUAGUUGGGCCAUUGUCUGCUAUCAUUGCGAUUCAAUUGCUUUGCCGGAAUGUUCCCAGACCCUGGGGGAGGUGGGCGUUCUGCCCUACGUGGAGUGUCCCACUGAGCUGACGUGUGCCAUGUCCAUAGUGGACUCCAUUACCUAUCGCGGCUGUGGAGCGGUUACCCCCACUACCGGUGCCACCUACUCCAAAAGCUGCUCCUCCAAUCUCUGUAAUGCCGGAGUCUAUCCGCCCGGUCGCCUCAAGUGCCAUCACUGCGCUGGUGAGGAUUGUGUGGCUGCUCGGGGAGCGAAGCCCAAACCCUGUCGCUAUCACUUGGAAGAGGAUCAAUGCUAUACGGAUGUCAUAAGCUCCUCGGAAGCCUACAGGGGCUGUGUCUCCGAGCAGAAUCACACGCUCUCCAGUGUCGCCGUUCUCUGCGAUAUUAAUGGCUGCAACGAGGAGCCGGGAGCAAGAAUGCAAAUCUGCGCCAGCUGCGACUCUGCUACCGGUAGGGGCUGCAAGAUGGAUCUCUUUCAGGUGAACAGCGGCAAGUGCAAUGUGAGCUUGUACGAGGAGUGCCAGCAGGAGGUGCUCCUGGGUGAACCCGAGGACAAGUACUGUUUCAGCUACCGGAAGCUAAGCCGAGUGGUCAGGGGCUGCUCCACGCAGAUACCAGCAGAUCUGGAGCCUCAUUUGGAUGAGCUGGAAAAGUGCCGGAGCAGCGAGAGCAACUGCAAUGCCGGUUGCAUUCCGCAGCAAAAGUGCCUGACCUGCGAUACCCUAAAUCAAGAGCUAUGCCGGACGAAUGUGAGUGCCAUAAGCAGCAGUACUUGUGGCUCCGCCGAGGCCUCCGACUGCUUCGUCUGUGAGUACUCCGACUGGAGCCUGCAAAGAGGAUGUGGAGCAGCGCCCAAUAAUCCCGGCAUAGCCCGCUGUUACGAGUGCGACGAGCAAGGCGGAUGCAACAACAAGACCUUCACGCGCUGCUAUCGCUGCAGCACGGACGAGGCGGGAGCUGGUUGCGCCAAUUGGGAGCGACCGGGUAGCAUCUACAUCGAGGAGUGUGGCGACAUAGCUGCCCCUUGCCUGGCACUCUCCUACAGCAAUGGCACCACCGAGAGAGGCUGCCAGCGCAAGGAUUUGACCUGCUCCUCCUCCCAAGUGGCCAACUGUCGCUCCUGUGAGGGCAGUUUCUGCAACAAAGGUGCCUUUCCGGAGGAGCGUCUGUGGUGUCAUCAGUGCAAUGGAACUGGAAACCAUGAUUGCGAGGAGAUCGAUAGGGGACAAACGGCCCUGCCUUGCGCUGUGCACGCCAACGAGCCAGAGGAUCAAGCCAUGGCCUGCUUGGAGUACUUUGACACGCACAGCCAGCAGAUUGUCCGCGGAUGUCGCUCCAAUCCGGAUCUGUACUACGAGUGUCUGUUGAGGAGCAGCCACCACGAUAGCUGUCGCAUCUGCCACAGUCAAGCCUGCAAUAACAGUCCGGGAAAGGAGCUAAGAGCGGCUUAUGAGUUGGAAACCAAGGCCAUGGCCCUGCUUAUGGCCAGAAGCUCCUCGCAGUCAUCACACAUCCUAAGAAUUACAGCUUUGCCUUUCAUUUGGUUGAUCUUUAGCAUUAUUAUUAUCUUGUAUCUGGCGAGUGACUAAAAAUAAAAUUAUAUAGCAGCAACCUUAAA
Drosophila kikkawai is the source of this 1760-nucleotide messenger RNA. RefSeq lists its product as uncharacterized. The record is from RefSeq and is a predicted model, not a curated record. Lineage: Eukaryota; Metazoa; Arthropoda; Insecta; Diptera; Drosophilidae.